Molecule: messenger RNA, 868 nt
Organism: Chroicocephalus ridibundus (black-headed gull)
Lineage: Eukaryota; Metazoa; Chordata; Aves; Charadriiformes; Laridae
Exons: 3
Coding region: 121-747 (208 amino acids)
Source: RefSeq, a predicted model, not a curated record
CUCCGCCGGGGGCUACCUUCCACGCCGGUGCACCGAGCCCGCAUCGGGCCAAGACCUGCGGGAGCGGAAGGGAGCCCCCUCUGUGAAGGUGCUCGGGGUGGCAGGGAUGGAGCCCACGGCAUGCUGCCAACACUCUCCUUGACCCCCGUGAGAGCGAAGCUGGCGAGGAACAAGCGCUCCCUUUGUCGUGCCUCUUCUGAACCGCCAUUCAGCCAGGGAAACAAUGCUUUGACUGUGCUGGGUUUGCUUUGUACCUUCUUCCCUGCCACGCGAUGCUCACGCACCAGAACCCGGGGGUCCGUGGGAGGGGAUGCAGGCAGGGGGGCCAAGCCGGGCAGGACGCUGCACGCUGCUGUCAAUGCUCAGAAACUCUCAAUGACCACAUCUGAGGGCAGAGAAAUCAGGGUAACGUGCGCUGAGCUGCUUUGCCGGAGAGAAUUACGUCCAGCGUUUGUCAGUGUGAUUCGUCAUCCGAGGAUCCCCGUGGAUCUACUGCAGCUCCUGGCGUCUCGGAUGUCAGCCGCGGCACGGAAAAUCCUCUUUCAUCGCUCGUGUCCCGUUCCAGAUGAAAACUCAUUAAAGGCAGCCGCUUCCACCACCCUCUGCUAUUGCCGGGGCACUCGCCUGUCAGUUGCAUCCCAUUACUGCAGACACAGGCCUCACCUGCCUGUGCCUGGCUGCCCGUCGCCGAUGGCAGCGGUACCUGCUACAUCUCUGUGUGCCACCUGCACCGGGAGAUGGCCCUGACCGACCAUGAAUCCCAAAUCCUUUCCCUGCUGUCGCACCGGGAUAUUGCCAUCCAUUUGGAUGUCCAGACCUUUCUACUCAUCUUCCCUGCACGCCUGGGUAAGCUGAGUGCUGUUGGAGC